CCGAAAACAGAGAGAAGAGCAGAGCAGAGAGAAGAAAAAGAGAAAAGACUGCCCUUUUCUCUCGUCUGUCUGAUCCGCUUCGUCUAAUUUCUAAUAUCUCUCUACUAUCAAUACCUGGUGGUACAUUUAUUUUUUUUACGGACGACCCUCCACUGCCACGAGACGCAGACGCAUCGUCAACCGCCACCACACACGCUAUAAUAAGCUUCUAGGCUUCUAUCCAUUUUCUUCUUCUUCUUCACCAUCAACAGCCGAGGAGACCAGACCGCACGCGCUCCGCCCCCUCAACCAUACGAAUUCUCCACAGGCGCGGAGGCCUCGAAAAAGGAAUCCGCCCCCCUCAACCCUUUGCAUAAACUCUCGCCCCAGCGAACGAACAUUUCUUUUAUUGGGAGAGGCGGUUUGGUCCCACAAAGGAAAUUCAUCACACACCAUCAACAUGAUACCCACGUCGUGCCUGCGCGAGACCAUCAUCCUCGUCAUCUUCGGCAUCGUCCUGGUCCCCAUAGCAGCAAAGCGCGCCCAUCAUGCACCACCGGGCUACGGGCAAACCUUCUCCAAGGAGCUCUCGUCGCUCACCUGGUACAACCGCGAGUCCGCAUUGCUCUUGAGCAAGGUGCCGAGGGUAGACGAUCCGAUCGCUUAUCGACCCAGCCCGCCGCUUGCUGAGCAGGCAUUCGAGCAUAAUGAGACACUCUCGAUAUUAUAUGCGACAGACAGUGCGCCAUAUACAGAAACAAGUGCGCCCUUGACGAUCCGCUUUCAGAUCAGCACAGCGAGGGACCAGACGGCGAUGACGACGACGAGCAGCAGCAGCACCGUGACAGGAUCCAGCGGAGAGGCUAUGGCAACGACGGCACCGCGGUCGGCGAGUGCAACCACACAACCACCACCGGCCGUCGUCAAGGCGUCGUCGGAUGCUAGCAGGGGAAGCUGGAGACUCAUCUGGAUGGGCUCUGCGAUCGCUGCGGUCGCGGUCUUUAUGAUGUCGUGCUGAGCAGAGAGAG
This is a messenger RNA of Cryphonectria parasitica EP155, 1007 nucleotides long. RefSeq lists its product as uncharacterized. The record is from RefSeq and is a predicted model, not a curated record. The coding region runs from base 440 to 997 and encodes 185 amino acids. Lineage: Eukaryota; Fungi; Ascomycota; Sordariomycetes; Diaporthales; Cryphonectriaceae. The transcript is spliced from 2 exons.